Eimeria tenella is the source of this 1158-nucleotide messenger RNA. RefSeq lists its product as uncharacterized. The coding region runs from base 1 to 1158 and encodes 385 amino acids. The record is from RefSeq and is a predicted model, not a curated record. Lineage: Eukaryota; Apicomplexa; Conoidasida; Eucoccidiorida; Eimeriidae. The transcript has 2 exons.
AUGCUGCUGCUCUGCAAAAGAAAAGGUCAAGAGAUAGGGGCCCCCGGGCCUCUCUGUGGAGCCCGGGGGCCUCCCGGGGGGCCCGCCGGCGGUCACCCCACAGAAGGGGCCCCUCGGGGGGGAGACGAUCCCCGGGGAGACGAUCCCAGGGGAUCCGAUCCCAGAGGAUCCGAUCCCCAGAGCGGGGGGCCUACCGGCGGAACUCUGGGGAUCGAUCCCCGCGGAGACGAUCCCCACGGAGACGAUCCCAGGGGAGGCGAUCCCAGGAGAGACGAUCCCGAGGGAGGCGAUCCCAGGAAAGACGAUCCCAGGGGAGACGAUCCCACGAUAGACGUUCCCAGGGGAGACGAUCCCAGGAAAGACGAUCCCAGGAGCGGCCCAAGCGAUCCCGCCACGGCGCUUCGCGGCAGGGGAAGGAGGGGAGGCGAUCCCAGGAAAGACGAUCCCAGGAAAGGCGAUCCCAGGGGAGACGAUCCCAGGAAAGACGAUCCCAGGAAAGACGAUCCCAGGAAAAACGAUCCCAGCGCUGCCAAGGCUCCCCCCCGGCCCGCCGCUCCCCAGGGAGACGUGUGGGGCCCCACAGGGGAUCGUCUCCCCAAAGACGAUCCCCGAAGUGGUCCCCUGUGGGGCCCCACAGACCCGCCAAAAGAGGGUCUCUGCGCAGGUCGAGGUCUCGCGAGGGCCCCUGGGGGGCCCCCCGGGGGCCCUGCAGCUCCCCCAAGACCCGAUCCCCUGGGAGACGACCCCACAGACGAUCCCCGGGCCGCCCCACAAGGCGAUCCCGAUCCCGGGACAGGCCCAGGCCCAGGAGUCCCACAAGGCGAUCCCGAUCCAAGGGGACUCGGUCUCCGCGGAGGCGAUCCCAGGAAAGACGAUCCCCCGCAAGGCGCUCCGCAGCCCAGCAGCAGCAGCAGCAGCAGCAGCAGCAGCAGCGGGGCAGCAGGGGGGUGCCCAGGAGCGGCCCCACACCUUCACACGACUCCCCAGGGGGCCCCCAGGAGGGGCCCUCUUUGUGGAGCAGCAAGGAGGAAGCCAAGUCUGCGAGGUCACCCGCACGAAAGGAGCAGCAGCAGCAGCAGCAGCAGCAGCAGCAAUGGGGCUUCACAGAGUCAGCAGCAGCAGCAGCAGCAGCAAAUCUGGCGGCCUCGACUGGUGUAG